Adineta ricciae is the source of this 225-nucleotide messenger RNA. The record is from the annotation of a GenBank genome assembly. NCBI's taxonomy places the organism in Eukaryota, Metazoa, Rotifera, Eurotatoria, Adinetida, Adinetidae.
AUGGAAAUUCUUAUUAGAAGAAAGUCAACAAAAGAAGAAAAUAACAAUCUUUUGCGAGACAAUCACAGCAGUUCAAGCGAAAAGACGUCGAGAAAGCCAGCAGAGAGAAAAUUUACUAUUCUAUCUGACAACGUCAACUAUCCCAGUUUUGCUGAUAACGAUGACAACGGAAGGAAGGAAGGACGGAAAUUUCGGUCCCAUCACAUUGUCGUCUUCACUUCUUAA